CUGAGCUUUCUACCCCCCCCCUGGCCUGGCAGCAUCCUUCAGGCUGCGUCCCUCGCCCCCUAGCACAUUGCUAGGAACGGCUGACUGUGCUCUGGCAACUUCACUUAAGCUCCGUCGUCCUCAAGUCCCCUGCCUCAGACGGGGCUUAUGACACAUGGACCCCAUCAACACCCAUCAGGUCAAGGCCGGUUCUCACAUGGUGACAAACGCAAACUGCUUGCUGGCAUAUGAGCGAUAGUUUGCGACCUCACUUCCUGUCAGCAAUAAAACCAAAUAGGGCGCACCAACGCCCUUGCUUCACGAUCUUUCUCGAGGUUCCAAACCCCACUUGCGCAAGUGUGCUCGCUUUCACUGCUGCUUCCUUGAUAGCACUUCAACAUGUUUCCCGGGAUGUUCCCCGGAAUGGGGUACCCAGGGCAGUCGUUUGAGGCGGUGUACAGGGCCAUGCCAGUUGCCUUCAUCGACAAGCAGUCGGCGGAGCAUGGCGAUAAGAUUAUUAUGCCUCCAUCUGCUCUGGAGCGGCUCGCUUCCCUGCACAUCGAGUACCCGAUGCUGUUCCGGCUGGAAGGAGUGCACUCUAAGCGUGAGACGCACUGCGGCGUGCUGGAGUUCAUCGCAGAGGAGGGCGUGGUGUACAUGCCGCACUGGAUGAUGCAGAACCUCCUCUUGCAGGUGGGCGACACCAUCCGUGUGCGCAGCGUGUCGCUGCCCAAGGGCACCUACGUGAAGCUGCAGCCGGUCACCUCGGACUUCCUGGACAUCACAAACCCCAAGGCGGUUCUGGAGCGCACCCUGCGCGGCUACUCCUGCCUCACCGUGGGAGACUGCUUCGUGGUACACUACAACAACAAGAACUAUGAGAUUGAGGUGCGGGACGCCAAGCCCGGGCGCGCCAUCUCCGUCAUUGAGACGGACUGCCAGGUGGAUUUUGAGGCGCCAAAGGACUACAAGGAGCCGGAGCGGGUACCGCCGGCCCAGCCCAAGCCCGAGCCGGCGGCGGCAGCGGCAGGCACGUCGGCAGCUGCGGGCGCCGCGGCGGGCGGCAAAGGCCCCUCGCCCUCCCCCGAGCCCGAGCCUGAGGAGCCAAAGUUCCUAGCCUUUGCCGGCACCGCCCGGCGGUUAGACGGCAAGGCAGCCGGCCCCUCCAACCCCGUGCCAGUGGUCCUGGGGCGGCCGGGCUCCGCACUUGGCGGCGGGGCAGUGGCGGCCGGCGGCGCGGCGGGCAGCGGCGCGGGGCCAAGCACGUCCGGCGCAGCGGCGGGCGGCGCGGCGGCGGGCGGCGCGGCGGGUGGUAGUGCUGCGGGGCAGAAGGCUGGCACGUUCAUCAACUUUGGGCCCACCGGGAAUCGGCUGGAGGCUCGACUUGCGGCCAAGACGGGGGCAGGCGGCGCGCCCAAGCCUCCGCCACCACCACCUGAGGAGAAGAAGGAAGAGGGGCCCUCCUUCAAAGCCUUCCAGGGCAAGGGGUUCAGCCUGAAGUGAUUCGUUUACAUGAUACGUAGAUCGUUUGACUCGCAGCCCCCGGGGGACGGGGGCAGCGUGUACAAAGCAACAGAUCCGCCGGGGCGGCCACGCGUGCAAUGCGCUCCAUGCAUUACGGUACCGCAACUCAACAAUGUAGCAUGGACGGGGAUGCAUGUUAGCUCGCUCCUCUGCAUGUUCGUGUGUCCAGCGGCGGGGCAGCUGAUGCCGGACGUUCUUGGUGUUGCUGUGCGCGGAUGCAUGCGGGGCGGUGGGAGGCCAGGGGCGUUGUAGAAGGUGGGGUGGAGUUGCAGGGUCAUACAUAAAAUGGCUUUCAGGUUCCGUUGCAAAGGCGGGUACUGCGGCAGCGGGGUUGUGGGGGCUGCAUCAGUGGGGUCGACGUAGGUGAGUGGAUGGGUGGGAGGCGAUCGACCAAACUGACUAGUACCCACAGCCCUUGUUGUAAAACUACGGUACA
Messenger RNA from Chlamydomonas reinhardtii, 1939 nucleotides. RefSeq lists its product as uncharacterized. The record is from RefSeq and is a predicted model, not a curated record. Lineage: Eukaryota; Viridiplantae; Chlorophyta; Chlorophyceae; Chlamydomonadales; Chlamydomonadaceae. The coding region runs from base 403 to 1482 and encodes 359 amino acids. Gene Ontology annotation, molecular function: polyubiquitin modification-dependent protein binding. The transcript is spliced from 9 exons. Gene Ontology annotation, cellular component: VCP-NPL4-UFD1 AAA ATPase complex.